This is a messenger RNA of Mobula hypostoma (lesser devil ray), 3256 nucleotides long. It is a transcript of the gene thumpd2, whose product is annotated as THUMP domain containing 2. Lineage: Eukaryota; Metazoa; Chordata; Chondrichthyes; Myliobatiformes; Myliobatidae. The record is from RefSeq and is a predicted model, not a curated record. The transcript has 10 exons. Gene Ontology annotation, biological process: tRNA methylation. The coding region runs from base 175 to 1695 and encodes 506 amino acids. Gene Ontology annotation, molecular function: tRNA (guanine) methyltransferase activity; RNA binding.
CCCCCUUCCGUCCUUCUGUCUGCCGGUUGCUGGCGCGCGAACGCUCCGGUGGGCGGUUGAAUUUCAAACACGGCUGCCCGCGCUCGCGGUAACCGCAGGCUCCGGUUGGUCACGGGAGAUCCAGUCUGUUUCCCUGGCAACCGCCCUCCCGCCGUCCGGCGCCGAUCGCCGCCCAUGCUUUGUCCCGAGGAACCGGCUCGGCUGAUGGUCGGGUCCCCGACCGCUGCGGGCCGCUACUUUUGCACGGUCAGCCGGGGACUGGAGCGCUUUCUGGCCGAGGAAGUGCGCGCCAAGCUGGGCACCAACGAGGUGGAGCAGAUAUCAGGCAAAGUGUUCUUUACAGUUGAGACAGAUUUAAAACAGCUGAAGAGUCUGAAAUGUGCAGAGCGACUAUUUUUACUGGUGAAAAAGCUGCCCCCAAUCCAGGUGCCAAGACACAAAGGUAAGGGAAUUAAUACAAUUCAGAAGUAUGUGAUUGGAGAACCGAAUAAAUGGCUGGAUGUUGUUUCCAAAUGGAAGUCUCUUUGGAAUAUUGGUAAAGAACAUGAAUGUACUUUCGAAGUUACAGAAACUGGGAGAGAACAGUCAACACAACAGAAUGACAGCCAAAGAAGAAAAAAACCAAAAUUGGAACUGGAUAUACCUUAUACCAUUGCUGUUGAUGUAAGUCUAACAGGACACCAUGAUCUUCAUUCAGUAAAUCAAAAAAGCACGCCAAAUAAUGUGGUGGUACAGACAUCAUCUUCACCUGCAAAGCUGCAUAAUCCCAAGAGUGAAAGUGCUGUAUCCUACAUGCCUUUUAGAGUAUCAUGUCGCUGUAGUGGGAAGAUUGCUAAAAAAUUUACAUCUCAGGAGCUAGGAAAAGCAAUUGGGAUUGCACUCAGCAGAGAAUUUGGUUGGAAAGCUGAACUGAGGAACCCCAUGCUGGAGAUCUACAUUCAUUUCAAUGACAAUCAUUGUGUGGUUGGAAUUCCUAUUCUAAGACUUCCUUUAGCCAGCAGGGAUUAUAUUAAAAGUACAGGACUGAGAUCUACAGUGGCAUGGGCCAUGGCUUCUCUUAGUGAUAUUCAGGUUGGCUCACUUGUGCUUGACCCAAUGUGUGGGUUAGGGACCAUUUUGCUGGAAGCUGCCAAAGAGUGGCCUAAUGCAUAUUAUCAUGGAAUAGACAAUACAGCCAUACAACUGCAGAUGGCAUCUGUUAAUGUGUGUUUUGCAAAACUAGAGAGCAACAUUGACCUAACAAGAGCUUCUGUCACAGAAUUACCUUUACUUACAGAAAGUAUUGAUGUGAUCAUCUGUGAUAUUCCAUUUGGGCAAAAAUUUAAAAUUACUCAGGACACAAAAGCAAUGAUGCCCUGUAUCCUCAAGGAGAUGGUGAGGGUACUACGUGGAGAUGGGACCCUUGUGCUACUACUUAGCCAAGAACUCUCACUGGAUAUACAGCAAUGGCAGAAACCAAAGAGUCACCAGACUAAUAAAGGAAAAUAUGCUGUCCAGGAGGAUGGAAAUCCUUUGCCAACAAAGCAAAGUCCAGAACCAAUUGAAAAUGUGAAGGACUUAGCAGUAGCUGAAAAUGAGCACUCUGAAGUUAAACUGGAGGUUUUAGCCUCUCUGAUACCAAAGGGUAUCUUCCCGGUCAGUCUUGGUGUUACAGAAGCCGCUAUACACAAGUACAAGAAAAUCUCUAUAACAUGAGUGAAAACAAUGGCAUAGACAGAAUAUAUUCAAUUUGUUAUGCACAAUGCAAGAAUCCAGAGUGAGCAGAGGUUUUCAAAAAGAUAAAAUUAGUAAUUUCUUGGAACCAUCACAGCAAAUUUUAGCCAGAUGUCCAUAUGAACAAUAAAUAUGCAGGUGAUGGCUGUGAACUCUGUUAAAAUAGUGUUCAGCAUCAAUCAGAAUUAAGAAGUCAAAUCUGAAGUUGGUAGGGAAUAUGACCUCAUGUAAUGUCCUAACUUUCACCUGUUAAGAUUGCUUAUGGUACAAGGUGAAAUGGAAGGUAACAUGGCAUGCUGCUAUGAUUUUAACCUCAAUUGGAUCUGCCAAUUUUAUCUGGUGACAAUGAUUUAAAACCUACCAUUGAAAGUACAGCCAUUUACAGGCAUGUUCAGUCAACAGUCCCAAUAUUGUACUCUAUUAACAACAGAGUUGCAGUUACAAAGUGGGGUAUAGGGUGAGAAAAUGCUAUUUAGACAGAUUGAAUCUAAAUAAUUUUUGUAUUUUUUAGUUUUCUCUGAUGCUGUUCCAAUAUCUUAACGCAGAAGCUGAAAUUUUAGAGCUCUGUGAGUAAAUGUUCCUUGAACUGCUGGCAGUCUAAGGGAUUACAUAUUUGUUAGUAUAUUGAUGUAGAUAGUCACAACCAGCAAGAAGACAGAAUGUAAGAACUGCAUUGAACACUGCAGAUUUCUUUGUGAAUGAAGAGAAAACCUAUUGAAUCAACUUAUAUUCCCUGAAAUAAAUGAUUCCCUCUGUUUAUGAACAGCAGGACAUGUUAUCACAAUUAUAUGGUAUGCUUUCAUUAUGUCAGACAUUUGUACAAUUUUAAUGCACUUUAUUUUUAGCACUUAGUAUUUUAAGAAUAAAGGAGUGAAGAUUUUAUAGCAUGUUUAUUUGUUCUUUUCAUUACAAAGGCCACUAGGUUUUGUCUGGCACAACAGCAUCCAAACAGGUUCCUGUUGAUGAUUUGAAAAUUAGGGUUUCACAUUGAGGGAAAAAUAUAGUAAUGGUGUCCUGUAAUAUCUUUGCAUUGAAAGCAGCAUAUUCUGCAGCCUUGACAUUAGGGAGACAGUCAGAUUAAUGUACAACACACAGAAGAUGCUGGAGGAACUCAGCAAAUAAGGCAGCAUCUAUGAGGGGAACGAACAGUCGACAUUUUGGGCCGAGACCCUUCACCAGUAUCUGCAGGUUCUCUUGUGUUUAGUGAAAUUAAUGUCUUCUGGUACUGAGCAUGCUCUACAUUGAAUCAGUGUCUUUGGAAGCAGUUCUGCUCGUGCAUUGCAUGCUUCGUGGAAAUAAGUCAAAAUGCUUCAGUGUUUUUGUUACAGGCUUACUGUGAAAUUACAUUUCAUGCUUGGUAUAUGAUCAUUUAUAUUGUUAUCUGUAUAUUGUGUUCAAUUGUUUAAAUCAUUUUAUAUUCCUACCCGAUCAAUUUGAUCAUAUGUAUUAAGGAAUUGUAGGAUACCUCGUACUCCUGGGCUUGAGCACAGAAUACACAUUGUAAGAGAAAUGGCAACCCAGACUUUGAAUACAAUUCUCUGCA